This is a messenger RNA of Macrobrachium nipponense, 2789 nucleotides long. Its product is annotated as RCC1 and BTB domain-containing protein 1-like. Bases 114 to 1706 code for a protein of 530 amino acids. Gene Ontology annotation, molecular function: protein binding. The record is from RefSeq and is a predicted model, not a curated record. The transcript has 11 exons. NCBI's taxonomy places the organism in Eukaryota, Metazoa, Arthropoda, Malacostraca, Decapoda, Palaemonidae.
CAUUCGUUUUCACAACCUAUCAACAACUGCAAGUGUUAGUCUGUCAUGAUCAGCUGUGUUGUGAAGGUAGCAGAGACUUAGGGGCCUAAAUCAGUUUAGGACAAUUUAUCGACAUGGAACUCGAUAAAUGGCCCAUAUUCAGCUUGCUGAAGGCAGAUUUUGUGGAGAAAAUGAAAUUAGCUUGUGUCUUCGGGAGUCUAGGUAACGAAGCUGUAAUUGUGACAAAGGAUGAUGAUGUUUAUGCACUUGGUUUUAAUGGUUCAGGAUGCCUUGGAGUUGGAGACCAAAACAGCACCAUGGUUCCUCGUAAGAUAGAAGCCCUGUGUCAGAAAAAAGUGAAAGGGAUUGCCUAUGGUAGUGGGCCCCACGUUUUAGCAUAUACUGAAAGUGGGGAGCUUUACUCUUGGGGUCACAAUGGUUAUUGUCAGCUUGGAAAUGGGUCCACAAACCAAGGCCUUACACCUUAUCUUGUGACCACACAUCUCCACAACAAACGGGUCAUACGGGUCGCUGCUGGAUCUCAUCACUCACUGGCUCUCACGGAUGAAGGCGAGGUCCUUGCAUGGGGUCAGAAUAACUGUGGACAGGUUGGUUCUGGUACCACCACAAAUCAGCCCACACCAAGGAAGGUUAUCCCAAGCAUAGGUGGAAGAAGGGUGGUUGAUAUAGCAUGUGGUCAAACCUCAUCAAUGGCAGUUAUGGAUAAUGGAGAGGUUUAUGGGUGGGGCCUCAACAGUAAUGGCCAGUUGGGACUUGGAAAUAAUGUGAAUCAGCAUAAUACAUGUCGUGUGACAGCUCUUCAGGGUGUAGUGAUCACUAAGAUUGUUUGUGGGUAUUCACAUACUCUUGCACUCAGUGAUGAAGGUAGCCUAUGGGCUUGGGGUGCAAACAGUUAUGGGCAACUAGGUACUGGAAACAAAGCUAAUCAGUGUGCUCCUGUUCGAGUUGCUCAAGACAUAGGACGUAUUGUUGACAUAGCUUGCUCGCAUUACUGUCAUCUUUCAGCCGCAAUGACUCAGAAUUCAAAAAUUUACCUGUGGGGACACUGCAAAGGCCAGAGUGUGGUUAGUCCCUUAGAAACAGACUUUAGUAGCCUACAUGAGGUCUUUGCUCUUUGGGCAUCUCCUAGUGUAACUUACGAGCCUCUUAAUGUUACUGCCUUCACCCGAUCUUCCUUAGCACAAGCCAUGGCAUUAGCUUUAGAUGACGAGGAGACUGCUGAUGUGGUGUUUGUGGUUGAUGACAGGAGAAUUAGAGCACAUCGCGCAGUACUGAAAAUUAGGUGUCAAUACUUCCGCAAUAUGUUUCAGGAACAUUGGAAGGAGAAUAACUUGGAGGAGGUGGAAGUUAAAGAUUACUCGUUUGUGGUAUUCCGGGCUUUUUUGCAAUAUAUAUACACUGACACCGUCAAUGUUUCCCCAGAAGAUGCCAUAGGUUUGUUAGAUUUGGCUAAUGCGUAUUGUGAGGAAGCAUUGAAACGACACUGUGAGCGUAUUAUUCGCCAUGGGAUUACAACAGAAAAUGCUGCCAUGUUGUAUGCUGUUGCUAUCAAAUAUGAAGCUACAGAGCUUGAAGAAUUUUGUUUUCGUUUUGCUCUCAACCACAUGACUGAAGUUGCCCAGACUGAAGCUUUCAUGGCUCUGGAUGAGUUGACAGUGAAAAAUUUUAUCCAGAGAGCUGCACAGCAUGGGGCAUUUAAGUACUGAUAUUCCAGCUACUUGUUGAUGAGGAUCCAGCAGCAACAGCAGCCCAGGCAUGGUCACCACUCUUAACAUUGCACAGUGAAGAUUAGAUCAUGACUUAUGAAGAAGUGUGUUUACAGCAUGAAGAUUAUUAAAUGUAGGCUUUUGAGAGAUGAAAAAACUUUGUUAGACUGAAAGUUAAGACAGGAUUCUAGGUUUUAGCCAAAGAUUAUUUGUUUGAAUAAGUUAAAGUGAAGUUAAAGUCUUUCUAAAAGUUACAUGUAGUCGUAUUACUGGGAUGUAUUUUGUUCACGGAGGUUUGUUUUGAUGCCUCGUAAGAGAUCUUUUUUGGGAGGGGAGGGCCUUUGGAAUUCUGGAAGUUGAUGAAUUUCCUUAAAGUGGAGGAAAGAGCAACUUAUCAGAGUUGAAACAAAUAAUCAGGUAACGUUUGUGGCGAUACUGUGAUAAUUUUUUCCACAAUUUUAUAUACUUUAUUUUUAAGAAUUUUUAUCUGAUUGUUUUUUAUAUUUUCUUUACUUUUCAUUGUGAUACUAGGUUGUAUAGAAACAUGACUUAUGUCAUUGUUUGUCUUCUUUCUCUAUAUGUGUAGCAGUUAAGUUUGUCUUGUUUUAAUGAUUUUUUGUGUGGAUAGGACAUCAGUGGCAAUCUCAUAAAUUUUGGAUUACAAAAUUCAUAGGUAACUUUCAGUUACAUAUUUACAAAGGCAAGUGCUCUAAGCACGUGUUUUCAUGUAUAAAUGCUCCAUUAAUGAAAUUCAGAUCAAUUACAUAAGCACUGUAUUCACUUUUUUCCUUAUUUUUUUUUCUUAUAAAGGGUGGGAUGGAGUUGUCACUAAUUUUUUUAUAGAAAAAUGUGUAACCGGAUUUAUUCUUUUUAAGACAAAAAGUAAUUUGUUUGCUAAUUUUGUUUGGUGGCUCCAAGUCAAGGGUUGUUGGUAUUUGUUUAAAAAUUUUCUGUUAUGAACUACAGUAUGGUGUUUUUCUUAAUCCAUAUUGAUUUUUUGUUGAUAAGCACCAUUCUUAUUGUCAGUUCAUAAGUAUUAGUGCCAACUCUCUCUCUCUCUCUCUCUCUCUCUCUCUCUCUCUC